Aspergillus affinis is the source of this 2412-nucleotide messenger RNA. Its product is annotated as putative pirin domain protein. The coding region runs from base 1 to 2412 and encodes 803 amino acids. The record is from RefSeq and is a predicted model, not a curated record. Gene Ontology annotation, molecular function: DNA-binding transcription factor activity, RNA polymerase II-specific; zinc ion binding. NCBI's taxonomy places the organism in Eukaryota, Fungi, Ascomycota, Eurotiomycetes, Eurotiales, Aspergillaceae. Gene Ontology annotation, biological process: regulation of DNA-templated transcription. The transcript is spliced from 7 exons.
AUGCCUCCGAAGUCCUCCGUUCCACGACCUGCGGCGAGGGUGGCCAAAGUGCUGCGAAACAGGGAGGCUGCCAAAGCAGCAUGCAAUACCUGUCGCACGAAAAAGGUUCGGUGCUCGGGAACAGCACCAUGCACUUACUGCAGCAAGCGUGGACUAGAUUGUGAGAUCUCAGAGCAGGGCCAGCGGCGGCUUUAUUCUAUCUCGCAGAUCCAAAAGCUUCGCGAACUGCUUGCACAUUAUGAAAAUGAUCAACCCCUCUUUCAAACCCACGGGUCGAGCUCCAAGACGCAGAACGCAAACGCAAAUGUACAAGGUUCUGAUGCUUUCAACCCUCACAUUCUGAGCACUCUCACCGAAACUGAAUCUCCUCGCCUGUUGGAGGUCGUUGUCUUCUAUAUCGGCCAUACGCAACAUCACUUCGAUAUUCGUGAAUUUUCCGACCGUCUUGGUCUAGACUUUGCCGAUCCACAUCAUGCCCGAUGGCGGAUUGAGCCCUGGCUCCUUGAAAUGAUGCUGGUUCUCGCCGUCGGUAAGCUAUUUGCCGGAGACUUUGAUAACGGUUGUGAUACUCCUGGAAGGAAACUUUUUGAUGAGGCACAUAAAAAUAUACCUGCGCUCAGUCAACUGAUUACACAUGGGAUUCUCGGAGUGGAGAUUCUCGCACUUGCUGCCGUCUAUCUUCAAAACCUGCAUCGGAAAGAUGAAGCUUGUUUCUACUACCGCACUGCGACUAGCUAUUUUGCUUGGUUUGCGUCGCAAGUCAGGAUCAAAGGGCCGUUUAAAGUCGGAGAAGGUCCACAUCAAUCGACUCUGGUGGACCAUAUAUAUGCAGGAGCGGUAAUAACGCCUGUUUUGGUGCGGGCAUUCUUAAAAGUUAUUGGACGGGCUGAUGAUUUCCCAGUAAUAUUCGGAUUUUUUGAUUUCGAUGCUUGCCUCUCAGCAGCUUUUGUGAUGAUUCUUUCAGCAAUCGUUGAUUCUCUCGUUUCAAGUCGAUGCGAGAGAACUGUCCCGUUUGGUCUGCGAGAUGCACUUGAUACUUUAGGAUUUUUGUCAGAUCGGGACAACCAUUUGGCAAAGCGUGGGCUACUGGAAGUUCGUCAGACAUGGAAAUGCUUUUCAGCAUAUCUCGAGAGACGUCGCGACACUCAACCGCAACCACGCAGCAUUGAAGAAGAAGCUUGUUCGUCAAGUGAAGUUCAUAUGACUGCUGACGAGCAGUCGCAUAACACCGGCGACGAAACCACUUCACACAUCCUUCCCAUCACUGAAAUCAAUACCAAUAUCGUCGAUAGACAUGACCCCAACGCAGGAGACAAUACUUUAAGUGGCAAUGACGGUUUAACUUCGGAGAACAGUGACCUUGGAGAGACGCUUCUUUCGGAUACCAAUCUGCUAGAUGACUUCGCGCAACUUUGGGGCGGGAUAACUGAAGGUCAGUUAUUGGCAUCAUUUCCCACUGGUGAUGGUCAGGCCGCUAUCCAUGUGUCAUUUUGGAACCUUUUACGUCGAUCAAUCUACUUCGAAAUCACUGAGAAGAAUCCAUUUAAAAUGGCCAAACCUAUCCCACACAUCAAAAUCGCCCUCCGCCGCUCCGCCGAGCGCGGCUACGCCGAACACGGCGGCUGGCUUAAAUCCCAUCAUACGUUCAGCUUCGCCUCCUACUUCGAACAUCAAUUCACACAAUUCGGUAGCCUCCGCGUCCUCAAUGAAGACCGCGUCGCUGCCCGAAAUGGCUUCCCGACUCAUCCGCACCGCGACGCCGAGAUUUUCAGCUACAUUCUCUCCGGGGAACUGACGCACCGCGACAGCAUGUUGAAGCGCGGCGCCGAAGGGCCCCAAGGCAACGACUUCUACCGCAUGAAGCGUGGAGACGUGCAAUUCACGACCGGUGGCACUGGAAUCGCGCAUUCCGAGAUGAACGAAUCCAACAAAGAGGUGCAUUUCUUGCAGAUUUGGGCGCUCCCGUGGAAACGGGGUCUGGUGCCGAGAUACCACACGAAGACCUUUACAGACGAGGAGAAGAGAGAGGGCUUUGUGACUAUUCUUUCGCCAUUGAAGGCCGGCGUUGAUGCCUCGGCUGCGCAGGAGGAGAAGGCUGAGCCGGUUGUCGACGGGACGAUUCCGAUCCACGCAGACUUUGUCAUGGGGGCGGGGAUUCUUACGCCUGAAAAGAUGUUUGAGUGGAGGGUUGGAGGAGGGGAGGGCGUUGUUCAGAAGAGAAAGAGGAACAUUUAUGUGCACCUGCCGGCGAGCAAGAAGGGGUCCGCGAGGGUAGAGCUGAACGGAAGGGAGGAUACAGUGCUUGAGGAGGGCGACGGCGCAUUUGUGACUGGGGCCAGUGUCGGGGAUUUGUUGAGGAUCAAGAGCGUUGGGAAUAGUGAGGCUGAAGUGGUGGUUUUAGAUAGUGAUUAA